AUGCUGGAGGAAGACCGGAAGCGGAGAAAAACUCAGCCGCGAGACCCGUCAUCUGCUUUGCUCAUGCAGGAGGAUUUUACGCCCAACUGCCCCGUGCAUGGGCUGAUGCACCUGCCGGGGUACGUGAAGCUGGUCGUUGACACACCACAUUUUCAGCGCAUGCGACAUAUUAAGCAGCUCGGCGUGUGCUCGUUGGUGUUCCCUGGAGCGAAGCACGACAGGUUCUUUCACAGCAUUGGAACAGCACACCUGGCCUACAACCUGAUGAAGGAUUUGAGGAGCCUUCAGCCGGAGCUGUGCAUCCUGGACAGGGACAUCGUUUGUGUUGUGCUGGCUGCGCUCAUGCACGACCUGGGCCACCCAACCUACAGCCACAUGUUCGAGACAUUCAUGGCCAGCAUUGGACAUGCGACAUGGACGCAUGAACAGGCGUCCAUAGUCCUAGUCAAAGAAGUGUUGAAGACCAUCAACCUGUCACUAAUCACGGCGGACGAGGAAGGUGAUGAUCUAGAGUUCAUUUGCGAACUCAUCGACCCACCAAAGGACGAGCUGAACAAGUGCCUCAACAACGAUUCGCUGAAGGAGAAAUGGCCGACCCUGAUGAAAGGAAGACCUGUCGAAAAAGCCUACAUGUACGAGAUUGUCUCCAAUUUUCGCUCGGGAAUAGAUGUGGACAAGAUGGACUACUUCAGGCGUGACGCAUACUUUCUUGGAAUCAAGCGUGAGUUCGACCACCACCGGUACCUGAAAAGCCUGCGUGUGAUUCAAGACAACCAGGGCAUAUCCACGCUCAGCCCUCCGGAGAAAUCCAAGGACGAUAUUCGAGAGAAUUUGUGCGAACUGCGCAAGACCCUCCACAGAACGGCAUAUCAGCACAAAACCGUGAAGAAGUUCGAGGCUCACAUGGUGGACAUUCUCAAGCUUUGUGAUAAGACCAUAAGGGUUUCGGGAAGAAACGGCAAGAAAAUGAGCAUCUCAGAAGCGGCACUUUCUGGUGACACUGUUGCUUAUUCAAAACUUACAGAUAUGUUCAUCGAGUCGCGGCUGUUGGAGAACGAAGAUCCGGAGCUGCAGGAAGCCUGUGCUGCGUACGACAAGCACUUCCUGCAGAGAAACCUGAUGCGCAAUGUUCUGAUAUGGGAAGUGCCAAGUGAGCAGGAGGAACCGGGUUUCAGCAUGCCGCAGGUAGACAAGUUUGUGGAGGAGACCUUGAGGCUCUCUACAAGGCAGGUGCCCAAGAGCGAACUUCGCUGCGUGGAGAGCAAGCUUCACUACGGAAUGGGCAGCGAGGACCCCAUCAAAAAGAUUGUAUUCCACGACAAGCAGGGUCAACCGCGAACCUUUGACGUGGACUAUGAUGCCAACCCUCUGCGGCGGAAACUUUUCCUAUUCUGGAACCCGUCAUCCAUUGAAGCCAAUCACUUGGAUACGCUUGAAAGGUUGACGGAAGCCGCCACAAAGCACGUUUGCAGCAUCAUCGGUACCGACCCCGUUUCGACGACUCUUGAUUGCAAGCUGGUGAUGGGCGUUUGGCAAGCAGAUCCGCAGUCACUCCGGCAAGUCUGCUUGUGGAAUUCUCGGCUGAGAUCUGGCAACACGAUGCCUGACACGGCUGCAUGUACCUUCACACACAUUGACAAUCCUGCACAGGCCAGCAUCGCCGGUGAAGCCGCGUCGGUCAAGCCGGCUUGGGGGCCAAGCUGA
Symbiodinium natans is the source of this 1704-nucleotide messenger RNA. Lineage: Eukaryota; Dinophyceae; Suessiales; Symbiodiniaceae. The record is from the annotation of a GenBank genome assembly.